UGCGCCCAGCCCUGUCCUGCUUCUCAGGGGCCUGCAGGACCCCUGGGGCUUUGUCCUUAUUCCCCAAGACCAGGACAGCUGGUGCCUCUGGUCACAAUGAACAUCGUUCUCUUCAGGGACAGCCAGGUGCGGAUAAUGGAGAACACGGUGAUCGACGCCGAGAAGUACUUCGGCCAGUUCUGCUCACUGCUGGCUGCCUACGCCCGGAAGACAGCCCGGCUGCGGGACAAGGCUGACCAGGUCGUCCUGCGGCUCAUCGACUUCGCCAACACCGAGAACCCCGAGAUGCGGGCCACCCUGAGGAACUUUGCUGAGGACCUGGCCAAAGUGCAGGAUUACCGGCAGGCCCAGGUCGAGAGGCUGGAGGUCAAGGUGGUCACCCCCCUAAAGCUCUAUGGGGCUCAGAUAAAACAGACGCGGGCCGAGAUCAAGAAAUUCACACGCACCCGGAACAACGAGAUCAAACAACUGGAAAAGCUGGAGAAACUGAGGCAGAAGUCGCCUUGGGAUAGGCAAACGAUCUCCCAGGCGGAGACCAGUGUGCAGAAGGCCUCGGUGGACACCAGCCGCACCACCCGCCAGCUGGUGGAGACGGUGGACGCCUUCCAGAAGCAGAAGCUGAAGGACCUGCAGAAAAUUUUUCUGGACUUUGUGACCAUUGAGCUGGCAUUCCACACCAAAGCGGUGGAGGUGUACUCCAGCGCCUUCCCGACCCUGCAGAACUGCGACCUGGACAGGGACCUGGAGGAUUUUCGAGCCAAGAUGCGCGGAGUUUAUGGGCAUUACGACGCUCGGCUCCUCGUGGAUACCACCCCCUCCGUGGCCGUUCCGUGGUCUCUCCCCGGCCAGCCUGCUCAGAGCACCAUCAGGAGCCAGAGGAAAGAAGAGGAGGAGAGUGAGGACGAGGCGGCCGAGGAGGACCUGGAGGCGAGCCUUGGGGGACGGGGCAGGCGCGCCAGCCACAGGACCAGAGCUCCCCAGUCAGAAAACUAG
Messenger RNA from Pteronotus mesoamericanus, 993 nucleotides. RefSeq names its product CBY1 interacting BAR domain containing 2 (gene CIBAR2). Gene Ontology annotation, biological process: cilium assembly. The coding region runs from base 97 to 993 and encodes 298 amino acids. The transcript has 9 exons. Lineage: Eukaryota; Metazoa; Chordata; Mammalia; Chiroptera; Mormoopidae. Gene Ontology annotation, cellular component: ciliary basal body; ciliary transition zone. The record is from RefSeq and is a predicted model, not a curated record.